UGACUGCUGUAUUGUAUGGAUGCUUGAUUAUUUUAGUCAUAUACCAUAGACCAAAGGCCAUCCAGCAUCCAAGAGCGGCACACAGCGGAGCUAACCACCACGACUUACCUCUCUGCGCUAGUCUCCGACGAGGGGAACUGAUACAAGGGAAUACGCUGCGACAUUAUUGGAAGGCACCACGGUCGUGCAGCAGCCCAGUUGAAGUCGAUAGAGGGAGAGGAUGCCAAGCUCGCGAAAGAGAGAGGAACUUGGGCGAGAACUCGGCGUUGCUGCAACGAACGGCCGCGUGAGCGCCGUCCAACAUCUCCUUGCCGCUGGGGCGGACAAAGAAGUCCCGACGCCAUUGAUGGGCAUGAUGAUGACCCCCCUCACUGCAGCCGCCUACACGAACAACGAGCGCAUUGUGAGGGCGUUGAUCCAAGCGGGGGCAAGCGUUGAUGGUGGAUCGAACACAGGCCAUACGCCUCUUCACUGUUGUGCCAUGGAAGGGCAGGAGGGGAUGAUGAAAGAGCUCCUGGAUGCCGGGGCCAAUCCAACGCUAACGACGGUAGAAGGAAAUACCGCAUUGCACACAGCAGCCCAGUGGGGGAACGCACGAGAACCGGUGCUCAAGAUGCUCAUUUCUGCGGGAGCAGAGAUAGACGCUCGCUGCACCAAGGGGUAUACCCCUCUAAAGCUCGCGGCGUGGAAGGGGACGGUCGAAGCGGUCAAGACUCUUCUGGAAGCUGGUGCCGACGUUCUAGCGAACGACUACACGGGCCACAACAUUCUCUCUGGCGCUUAUCACAACAACAACGAUGCCAAGAUUGACAAGAUCAUUCAGUUACUCCUUGACGCCGGAGCGGAUCCGGACACAACAGACCCUGAUGGGCAACACCCUCCUCUUCUUUUAGCAGUUCAUGCCAACAAGCCCAAGAUGAUCCGCUCUCUCAUCGCUGCCGGAGCCAACCCCAACAUCACAUCGACCCAAGGCCUCACACCGAUCGGCCUUGCCGUCAACAUGGGAUUUGACAGGUGCCUGGCGGUUCUCUUGCGGUCCGGUGGGUCUCCGCAUGCUAAUAACAGUACUGGGCCGACCCUUCUCCAAUCGGCAAUCCUCGAGCUUUACCCUACCUGCCUCGCGUUUCUUCUCCAAGCCGGGGCAAACCCCGAGAAAAUACUCACGGGCUCCUCGCCCUAUCCAGCGAAGCUGCGAAAGCGCUUGACCACGAAUUACAAGCUCGACACGCCGGAGGGACGCUGUCGGCAAAUUUUGCUCGUGGCCCAGGCGUACAACGCGCGCUCGUGGCAAUGGCCGGCGUCUGCCAUCGCGACAUCAGCAAACCCAGUUGAGCAGAAGGAAGAGGACAGGGCGGGAAAGGAGGUGGUGGGUACGAAGCCUCCGAGGAGCGCCGCGAGCUGGAUGAAGCCGAGACGCGGUGUAUUUGUCCCCGCUGUACUCUGGUUUGUAACAAAGACGGAGAUGGGGUGACAAGAACGUAAUCCAACACCGCCUCGAGAUGGCAUGAGGACCCAAGCGGGAGGAACCCUGGAAAGCUGUUCCCCGUCCCGAACACGGGACCAAAGGAUGGGAGAGCUGUGUGACAUGGAAAGGGGGGCGACGCAACUAGCGCAAGUGACUCCGGGUCGGACAUAGGACAAGAAGCUGUGUGCUUGGCCUGUUUCUGUAUCCCGAUGACCCGUUCGGAUUGCUCAGGAUUUUGAACUUGAUUGACGGAAUUUAUACUCUACGACUCGUAAGUAAACUACAGUAGGCCGAUCGUAUCACUCCAAACACGGGGUUGAGGGUGCUGUGGUAGUCGAUUAUUGGCAAGACACAAAGGCAGGAGAUGCUGGCGGGUAAUAGCGAACGAACUAGAGAGUUACCGGCACAUGAUGUCUACCGAGAAUCGAGUAAAUCAAGCGAGCACCAGUGAUUGUUCAGUUGAUUCCUUCCCUCGUCUGUGGUUCGUAAACGAGAAGCGUGUGCAAGUCCUCCGGUCGCAAUUGCGAGUGGAAUCCAAUACACUGGCGGUCGCGCGGCCCGCAUUGUUGCAGCCAUCUGUUCAGCGUGCUGCUACUCCAAACGCGAAAAGUGAAGAUAAAUCCAUUUCUAAAAGUAAUUUUGUUGAAGUCCAAGUAUUGUUCAAACAACAUUGUGUGGUGCUUAUUCAUAAACUGCUGUUGGUGUCUGACUGCUAGCUGACCAGGGCCUUUCUAUAUCCUUUCGGUUUUGUGCUCUACCAAUAGUAACGCCUUUGCGAUGAUGUUUUUCCUCUGUACAUGCUUGUUCUUUUCACGUGUCGUACCCUUUUUCGGUAGCU
Molecule: messenger RNA, 2303 nt
Organism: Ectocarpus sp. CCAP 1310/34
Lineage: Eukaryota; Phaeophyceae; Ectocarpales; Ectocarpaceae
Source: the annotation of a GenBank genome assembly